Molecule: messenger RNA, 8739 nt
Organism: Mesocricetus auratus (golden hamster)
Lineage: Eukaryota; Metazoa; Chordata; Mammalia; Rodentia; Cricetidae
Gene: Mtr
Product: 5-methyltetrahydrofolate-homocysteine methyltransferase
Exons: 34
Coding region: 399-4220 (1273 amino acids)
Biological process (GO): pteridine-containing compound metabolic process
Molecular function (GO): zinc ion binding; methionine synthase activity; cobalamin binding
Source: RefSeq, a predicted model, not a curated record
GCCAGAUUAAGCCGAGAGCUAACGGCACUGUUAGCUGAGUUCGGUGGCAGCGUGUGGCCAUUUCUGCGUUGUCCUCGUCUUCAGUGUUUCCUUGCGGUCGCGCGCGGGUUGACCGCGAGUUCUGCGUUUGAGAGUUCGGUAAGAAGCGCGUGCCCGCGGCGCUUCCCCGGAGGUCCUGCGUGUCUGCUCUGGAGCUUCAGGCUCCUGGAUCUAAGCGCUGGCUGGAGCCGCCCGCGGUGGAAUUCUUUGGAGAUCACGCCUUCCCUGCUUGAGGAGGAAGUUCGACGGCGUGUCGCCUGCGUUGUCGCCACCCGGUAACGCCUCCACCCAGGUUGAGCGGUUCUGUCGGUGCUUCAGCUCCUCAGGAAGUUUGAGUAUCAUUCUUAGAGAAAUUCCACAUGGAUGGCCUUUCUCCCAAUGUCACACCCUGUGCUCCGAUGGUCUCAUUCCAGGGAGAGAUGAAGAAAACCCUGCAGGAUGAGAUUGAAGCCAUUCUUAGGAAGAGGAUUAUGGUGCUAGAUGGUGGAAUGGGGACCAUGAUCCAGCGAUACAAACUAAGUGAAGAAAGUUUCCAAGGUCAAGAAUUUAGAGAUCACACCAGGCCACUGAAAGGCAACAAUGACAUCUUAAGUAUAACCCAGCCUGAUAUUAUUUGCCAAAUUCAUAAGGAAUACUUGCUGGCUGGAGCAGAUAUCAUUGAAACAAACACUUUCAGCAGCACUAGUAUUGCCCAAGCUGACUAUGGCCUUGAACACUUGGCCUACCGGAUGAACAAGUGCUCUGCAGAUGUGGCCAGAAGAGCCGCUGAGGAGAUAACUGUGCAGACAGGAAUCAAGAGGUUUGUGGCUGGAGCUCUGGGUCCAACUAAUAAGACACUUUCUGUCUCCCCAUCUGUGGAAAGGCCGGACUAUAGGAACAUAACAUUUGAUGAGCUUGUUGAAGCUUACCAGGAGCAGGCCAAAGGACUGCUGGAUGGUGGUGUUGAUAUCUUGCUCAUUGAAACGAUUUUUGAUACAGCCAAUGCUAAAGCAGCCUUGUUUGCACUCCAGAAACUCUUUGAAGAGAAGUAUGCUCCUCCUCGGCCUAUCUUUAUUUCUGGGACCAUUGUUGAUAAAAGUGGACGAACUCUUUCUGGCCAAACAGGAGAGGCAUUUGUCAUUAGUGUGUCUCAUUCAGACCCGCUGUGCAUUGGAUUAAAUUGUGCUCUGGGUGCAGCUGAAAUGAGGCCUUUCAUUGAAACAAUUGGAAAAUGCACAACAGCCUAUGUCCUCUGUUACCCAAAUGCAGGUCUUCCCAAUACUUUUGGUGACUAUGAUGAGACACCAUCCAUGAUGGCCAAUCACCUAAAGGACUUUGCUAUGGAUGGCUUGGUGAAUAUAGUUGGUGGCUGCUGUGGUUCCACACCCGAUCAUAUCAGGGAAAUUGCUGAAGCUGUGAAAAAUUGUAAGCCUAGAGUUCCACCUGCUAGUGUUUUUGAAGGACAUAUGUUACUAUCUGGUCUAGAGCCCUUUAGGAUUGGACCAUACACCAACUUCGUUAACAUCGGAGAGCGCUGUAACGUGGCAGGAUCCAGGAAGUUUGCUAAACUCAUCAUGGCAGGAAACUAUGAUGAAGCCCUGAGCAUUGCCAAAGUACAGGUGGAAAUGGGAGCUCAGGUGCUAGACAUCAACAUGGAUGAUGGCAUGCUGGAUGGUCCCAGUGCAAUGACCAGAUUUUGCAACUUUAUUGCCUCCGAGCCCGACAUCGCCAAGGUGCCACUGUGCAUCGACUCUUCCAAUUUUGCUGUGAUUGAAGCUGGACUGAAGUGCUGCCAAGGGAAGUGCAUCGUCAAUAGCAUCAGUCUGAAAGAGGGGGAGGAGGACUUCUUGGAAAAGGCCAGGAAGAUUAAGAAGUUUGGAGCUGCUGUGGUGGUUAUGGCUUUUGAUGAAGAAGGACAGGCAACAGAAACAGAUGUUAAAAUCAGUGUGUGCACCCGAGCCUACCAUCUGCUUGUGGAAAAACUGGGCUUCAAUCCAAAUGACAUCAUCUUUGACCCAAACAUUCUUACCAUUGGUACUGGAAUGGAAGAACAUAACUUGUAUGCUAUCAAUUUUAUUCAUGCAACAAGAAUCAUUAAAGAAACAUUACCAGGAGUCAGAAUAAGUGGAGGUCUUUCUAACUUGUCCUUCUCCUUCCGAGGGAUGGAAGCCAUUCGAGAAGCAAUGCAUGGUGUUUUCCUUUACCAUGCAAUCAAGUUUGGUAUGGACAUGGGGAUAGUCAAUGCAGGCAACCUCCCUGUGUAUGAUGAUAUCCAAAAGGACCUUCUUCAGCUCUGUGAAGACCUCAUCUGGAACAAAGACCCUGAGGCUACUGAGAAACUCUUACGAUAUGCCCAGACUCAUGGCAAAGGAGGGAAGAAAGUCAUCCAGACAGAUGAGUGGAGGAAUGGUUCCAUUGAAGAGCGUCUUGAGUAUGCUCUCGUGAAGGGCAUUGAAAAGCACAUUGUUGAAGAUACUGAAGAAGCCAGGUUAAACCGGGAAAAAUAUCCUCGACCUCUGAAUAUAAUUGAAGGGCCUCUAAUGAAUGGCAUGAAAGUGGUUGGUGAUCUUUUUGGAGCUGGAAAGAUGUUUCUACCUCAGGUUAUAAAGUCAGCCCGUGUCAUGAAGAAGGCUGUUGGACACCUUAUCCCUUUCAUGGAAAAAGAAAGAGAAGAAGCUAGAGUGCUCAAUGGCUCUGUUGAAGAAGAGGACCCUUACCAAGGCACCAUUGUGCUGGCCACUGUUAAAGGUGAUGUGCACGACAUAGGCAAGAACAUAGUUGGCGUGGUGCUGGGCUGCAAUAAUUUCAGAGUUAUUGAUUUAGGAGUCAUGACUCCCUGUGAUAAGAUACUUCAAGCAGCUCUGGACUACAAAGCAGAUAUAAUUGGCUUGUCAGGACUCAUCACUCCAUCCCUGGACGAAAUGAUUUUUGUUGCCAAGGAAAUGGAGAGGUUGGCUAUAAAGAUUCCGUUGAUGAUAGGAGGAGCAACCACGUCAAGGACUCACACAGCAGUUAAAAUAGCACCACGAUACAGUGCUCCUGUAAUCCAUGUCCUGGAUGCAUCCAAGAGUGUGGUGGUGUGUUCUCAGCUGUUAGAUGAAAAUCUGAAAGAUGACUACAUUGAAGAAAUACUAGAAGAAUAUGAAGAUAUUAGACAGGACCACUAUGAGUCUCUCAAGGAGAGAAAAUACUUAUCCCUAAGUCAAGCCAGAAAAAGUGGUUUCCACAUUGAUUGGCUGUCUGAACCUCACCCAGUGAAGCCCACAUUUAUUGGGACCCAGGUCUUUGAAGACUAUAACCUGCAAAAGCUGGUGGACUACAUUGACUGGAAACCUUUCUUUGAUGUCUGGCAGCUCCGUGGCAAGUACCCGAAUCGAGGCUUCCCCAAGAUAUUUAACGACAAAACAGUAGGUAAAGAAGCCAGAAAGCUAUAUGAUGAUGCUCAGAAUAUGUUGAACAUACUGAUAAGUCAAAAGAAACUCCAGGCCAGGGGUGUGGUUGGAUUCUGGCCAGCACAGAGUGUCCAAGAUGAUAUCCACUUGUAUGCAGAGGGUGUGGUGCCCCAGGCUUCAGAGCCCAUAGCCACCUUCUAUGGACUGCGGCAGCAGGCUGAGAAGGACUCUUCCAGUACAGACCCUUACCACUGCCUCUCAGACUUCAUUGCUCCUCUGCAUUCUGGUGUCCGCGACUACUUGGGUCUGUUUGCUGUUGCCUGCUUUGGGGUUGAAGAACUGAGUAAGGCUUACGAGGAUGACGGCGAUGACUACAACAGCAUCAUGGUGAAGGCACUGGGUGACCGGCUCGCAGAGGCCUUUGCAGAGGAGCUGCAUGAGAGAGUUCGCCGAGAACUGUGGGCCUACUGUAGUAGUGAGCUGUUGGGAGUCACAGACCUGCGCAAACUCCGCUAUGAGGGCAUCCGACCAGCUCCUGGUUAUCCCAGCCAGCCUGACCAUACUGAGAAGCUCACCAUGUGGAGAUUGGCCAACAUUGAGCAGGCCACAGGCAUCAAGUUGACAGAAUCCUUGGCAAUGGCACCUGCUUCAGCAGUAUCAGGUCUCUACUUCUCCAAUGUAAAGUCCAAAUAUUUUGCUGUGGGGAAAGUUUCCAAGGAUCAGAUUGAGGAUUAUGCUUCGAGGAAGAACAUGCCGGUAGCUGAGGUGGAGAGAUGGCUUGGCCCCAUUCUGGGAUAUGACACAGACUGACUUCUUUCUCUCUUCACACUUCUUUUCUUCUUUUUCCUUUUUCCUUUAAAACCUUUAGCUUGCUGACCUCAAGGGGGGUACAAUCCAGAGUGCCUUAGAAAUAACAACAGAAAACAGCUGUACGUCUGCCUGACCUGCCCAUUCCCAGUGUUGGAAGACUGGUUGGUGGCAUGUGAUGUAGAACAGGGCUUCUGGGUUCCUAGAAAAUAAGUGCUUUUUCAGGGACUUUAAAUGAGGAGCAACAAGGUGCCAAGGCUUAUGUUUAUGUUGUUCCUGGGUCUUUAGGAUUGGAGCAAGCAGAAGACAUCUUUUGCAUUCUAAAGCAACUCAAUUAGCUUUUUUCCUAUUUUUGCCUUUGACCUAGGAGGGUACUUGUUCCUGAUUUUUGUUGUUAUUUGUUUGGUUUUACUGUUUUGCCACAUUAAAAAAAAGUCUUGUAAAUAAGUUGUAUAGGGGAAUGUAUAGAGACAUGUGACCCAGAAGCAAAGUGCCACCGUGAGAAAUGUGACAUAUCAAUGGUUUCAACAGGAGUAAGAUAUUCCUCUCUUUACUUCUGCAAGUCCUCAUUUUCUGAGGCUCAACUAAAUGACUAUAGAACCUCUUUGACAGAGGCCUAUUCGCUGCUUGCUGGACAGAAAUACUCGAACUGUUUGCCCUGGUGUGCUGAUGUGGCUACGCAUAGUCACAUUUUCUAAGCUUUUUUUUGUCCCUUGUAGUUUCAUGUUCCUUUGCGCUAGGGGAAAAGUGGAAGAGAAAGAAAGUGACUACCAAGGCUGUUAUUUACCAUCUUCUAGCUGUUCUCAGAAUCAAGCUGAGCCCUGGCGUCUGUGCAGAGCUGGACCUGUGGGUGGCUUAAAGCCACUCAAUUCUUUGCGGGCUUGUGACUCUAAACUCAUAUAUUUUGGAUAUACUACAUUGGCUUGUUCUUUGUUAUUUCUGGAGAAGUUGUUCAGAGCAUUUGUCUCUGAAAGCACAGACUCCAAUUUCAACUUUGCUGUGUAACUUCAUGUGACAAAAUGCCACAUGUUUAGUCUUUCCAAUACUGUUUGGUCAUUGAUAAAAUGAGAACGGUGAUAUUAAUUUCUGUCUCAGUGGGUGAGGUUUAAAUAAGUACACGAAGACAAUUCAGGUGCACACAGAUACCUAAGUGGAGUCCUGUAGAUCACUGUAGUCUUUGCACUUUGGGUAUGGAAAUAAUAAGAGAUUAAGGGAUGAGGAGGUAGAGUAGGGAAAUGUGUAUGGGGAUGUGACUGUAUGAGAAUCUUCUUCUGGGAUUAGAACCCCAACUUACAAUUUACACUGACUGAGGAAGAGAAGGAGCUUCCAUGUGUUAUAAAUGCUGUCAGGACUCGUCUUUUGUGACUGCAUGCUUAAUUUUUCAGUUAAGAAUUGUCUGUAGCCAAAUGUGCCUGCCCUAUGCCUGUCAUCAGCAUUUGGGAAGUUGAGGCAGGAGGAUUGGCAUGAGUAACAGACCAGCGUGAGUUAAAUAGACUGUCUUCAGAAACAAAAACAGGACGAGCAAGAUGGCUCAGUGAGUAAAUUUACAGGCUAACAAACCUGACUUGAGUUUGAUUUCUGGGGCUCACAUGGUAGAAGAGACUCCUGACUUCCACACACAGGUUGUGGCAUACCACACAAUAAAUGCAUAUUUGGGGGCAGGGAGGAAUUGUCUCCAUGUUGCUGUUUGGUCUGUUGCCUGCUCUGGAGGCUAGUUUUGUGGAACAGUGUCUGGGAUUAGGGGGUAGUUUUAUUUCCGUUUCUCCUUUGAGCUAUUCACCUCCAUUCGUAAUGGACACACAUGGAAAUAAUCGUUUUUUUUCCCCCAGUUGAUUCUCUCAUGCAUGCUGUCUUCACAUAUUUGGACUUCUUUCAUGUACCAAUUAUUUUUCUCCUCUUGCAUUUAAUGCAGUGAAGUUAAGGGAGAUGUGUUUCUCAUCUCUUACCAAUGAUGGCUUCUUAAUCAUUAGAUCUAGAGGCCUUCUUAGGGGGUUAUUUUCUCUGUGGUUAAGACAGAAUUGACUGUUCCAAAUUGUUACCCAUAUCCCCUCCCUUGACAUAAUUCUUUUGUUAGCCUUUGAUAUUUAUGGUAAUUUCUCAACCAUGUUUUUCUUCUACCUGCUUAAAUUCUUACAUUCUGUCAUUAGUUGUUUUUCCAGCCUAUUGUUUCAGAGGAUGGUCUCAUCUGUUCAGUACUGCAGGCUCCUCCAUCCUUGAUUCUUGCCCCUUAAGAGGAAGGUCGCCACCUCCUCCAUCCUUGAUUCUUGCUCCUUAAGAGGAAGGUCGCCACUUCCUCCAUCCUUGAUUCUUGCUCCUUAAGAGGAAGGUCGCCACCUCCUCCAUCCUUGAUUCUUGCUCCUUAAGAGGAAGGUCGCCAUCUCCUCCAUCCUUGAUUCUUGCUCCUUAAGAGGAAGGUCACCAUCUCCUCCAUCCUUGAUUCUUGCUCCUUAAGAGGAAGGUCACCAUCUCCUCCAUCCUUGAUUCUUGCUCCUUAAGAGGAAGGUUGCCACCUUCUCUGGGAGUACCUGAGGCACCUGAUAGUCGAGCAUCCCAAGCUUCUCUCUAUCUCAUUUCACUUCAGUAAUAAAGACCAAUGGGUGCUGCCCAGUCAGCAGAUUGCAAGCUUACUCCAGACUCUCUCUCUCUCUCUCUCUCUCUCUCUCUCUCUCUCUCUCUCUCUCUCUCUCUCUCUCUAGGACAGUUUGCUCAAAAGGUGUUAGGCUGGUUGUGGGAGUACUUAGGGAAGGCUCUGUUGACUCCCGUUUAGACUGAAGGCUAAAGAUGGAGCAGCAGGGAAGGAACAGAUGAGGAACUGUGAAUAGAAACAUUAAAGGUUAUAAGAUGCCAGGUCUUUCCAAACUGAGCUUUGCAGUAAAGCUUUCCAGCAGCAAUUCUCACUGGGGUCAUACUGAAGACAAGUAGAUGACUAGUGUGGAAUAGCAAAGGAUCAAAAGUGGUUAGAUGCUUCUGCAAAUGGAGUUGUGUAGGGAACUUGUCUGACAAUACAUGAAGCUUUAGUGCAGAAGUGGUUUAAGUCAUUGCUACAUAAAACUAAGGACUUUAUAGAUAAGCAAGCGAAUGCUUUAAACAAGAAAACUUUUUAUAACAUUCUUUAUCAAUUCUUGGGAAUUUCACAUCAUGCACCCCAAUCCCACUCAUCUCCCCAUCACUCCAUAUCUGCCCCUCACCACUGCAGUGUCUGUCCCCUAAAAGGACCACUCCCCCCAAAAAAUUAAAAGCAAAGCAAACAGAGCCAGCCUGCCCUUCACUGGCUCUGGGAUAGCUGAUCUUGUCCCUUGCUGGACAUUGUCCCCAGAGAGCUGGGCCUAACCCCUCAUGGGAGAGCUGACCCUAGCACUAAGAGAUGGGACGACCCCUUACCACAGGCAUGGGAGAGCUGACUCCACACCUCACCUCGCCUGAGGGGUAAGUCCUAGAGGCCCAGACUGACCAGCCUUGGGUUGGCCCACCCUAACAUCUACCCCAUCCAUGACCUGCUGGAGUGUGUUAAAGGACUUGUCCUAUGGAACGAUAGCCACAGGAGCUCCAUGACUCAAGACAACAGCAGGAUAUCCGAGAGUAUUUUCAGUGAGGGUCCAGUGAUUAUGGUGAGCCAGAGGCCUUAAACCAGACCAAUGACUCAUUGCAAAGAAGAUUUGUGGGUGGAGCUAGUUAGACAAAAAGGUAUAAAUGUCAUGACACACUACAGCUCUCAGUGCUACUAGGACAAAUGAAGAGGUGUUUGCUUUGAGAAGACAUUUUUAAAAAAUAACUGAUAAGGAUUAGUAGCCAGAAUGCAUAGAAAUUUUCUACUUGGGAAAAAAAUAGAAAAGCAUUCUCAUGAGGCUAGUAAAUAAAUAGAUGUUUUGUAGUGGUCAGAAGUGUGAGAUUCUGCUUGCAAGAGUGGGAUCCACAGUUUCAGGUUAGUCUGUAGGUAGUCACAUACAUUUCCCAUCACUGUUGGAGAACAGUCACACCUCACAGACAUGAACAUCUACAGAGUGAAUAUGGGCUGAGCUUCCAGUAAUGUUCAGCCAUGUCUUACAUCUUGGUCAUGGCAGUAUAAUCAUGUUAGUACCUGGGAUAACUGAAGUCCUGUCUGUGGGAGAAUGGCUUCAUAGGGUACUCUCGGGUACAUGGUGUGGAAAAAUGAGUGAAUGACAGCCACACUUGGCAACAUAGGGGCAAAACAAGGUUCUUGUGACUGCUUAAGGCAUGAUACCUAUUAUAUUGAGUUCAGAAGUGCAUGAGACCAAAGGAUAUAUACGGUAGCUAGAUAUGUGAUUAGAAAUUUAUUAAGAAAAGUCACAGAAAACCUAAAGUUAAGCUUAAUGAUAGUCUGUGGAAGGAGGAGUUAAAAGGGCCAGAGAAAAACACAAAGGUGAAUUAUGAAUAACUGUUUAGUUCUUAGAAGGGAGGGUUAUAACUGUUUACUACAUACAGCAUUUUUGUAUAUUUUAAAUAUGCUAUAUUUACUGUGUAUUUAAUAUAUUUUAAACAAUAAAGUACCGUGAUAACCUCA